GAAAUCCAAUGGGCCGCAAUGGGUCAGUGACGGGAAGCCCAUGCGGGAAGGACAUGCAAAAUUGGUGGAAGAGAGCAGCAGCGGUGAGGAGCCGCCUUGGUGCGGAGAUGCGCAAGUGACAUCGGAGCUUCGAAGCCAAGUGGUGGAAGUGGAAAUUCAAAAGAAUUGCCACGGAGCUGCGUUGCUGUCCAUUGCUCAAGUCUACGACCCGGACUAUAUUAGCGAGAACGGCAGAAACCAGGCGCUGGGCCGUUUGGCAAAUGGUAUAUUGCUGUUGCUGCUGGGUUGCGGCAUCCAAGGUGGUAUUGAUUGCCCUCCUCUAUUUCUUCUCAGAAGAGAGAAUGCAAGACCCCUGUGAAGAAGUCGAAACCUCUAAGCUGGCUCAGGAACUGCGAGGAGCAAUGGCUGGCAACGAAGCGUUGCCAACGACGCAGCAUGCAGCGCACCUGUGUUUGCAAGACCACAGUCUGCCGUAUUCGCAAUCAAUGGUGAGCUUCGUAUGGCUUUGCAAGUGCGUCCCUGCCAUUGUGAAUGCUGCUUGGGGAACGAUGGUUUUGAUCUCAUUGCCAACUGGUGGUCAAAGUACUAUCAGAAGCAAGGCAGGAAAGCUGGACGUGGUGGGUCUUCCUGUGAUGCCAAAGGUGCUCGCAGUGAUCUUCAUCCAAGUGCCGCUGGUUUCGCUUGAGCUCAGCCUUGCAAUGGUGGGCAUGAAAUUUCUCAUGUACUGCAAUGCGCUUGGCAAGUUGCUGGUGAAAGCUAUGAGCCUUUCUUACAUUGAGACAGUUUCAGCCGUGGUAUUCGUGGGCCUGUCGUCCAAUGCGUUUCAGCUCGAAGUCAGUCCUUUCUAGCGCAUGAGUUCAAGCGGCUAUGGAUCUUCCGUUUGGAAUCAUGGCUUUCUGGAUUGAUCAAGAUCCUCAGCGUCGCUGCUGUAGUUCUUUGGUAUUGCCGCAUCAGACAUGGCAGCCUCCAAGACUUUCGGCUCGCUUGCUUUGAGUACAAGUAUCAGUUCGUAGUUCCCAAUUGUGGCCAUUGCAAACUAAGCCUCUCCGAUGCUGGAGAGAUGCGAUCUGACUUGCGGAUCCACAAGUCGAUGCGGUCGACAAAAGGAUAGAAAGGCAGAACAUGUUAAUCUAUAGGGAUCUAGCGAAUCAAUGC
This is a messenger RNA of Cladocopium goreaui, 1155 nucleotides long. The record is from the annotation of a GenBank genome assembly. NCBI's taxonomy places the organism in Eukaryota, Dinophyceae, Suessiales, Symbiodiniaceae.